Messenger RNA from Ochotona curzoniae (black-lipped pika), 2103 nucleotides. RefSeq names its product G protein-coupled receptor 161 (gene GPR161). Gene Ontology annotation, cellular component: membrane; recycling endosome. The transcript has 5 exons. Bases 44 to 1633 code for a protein of 529 amino acids. The record is from RefSeq and is a predicted model, not a curated record. Lineage: Eukaryota; Metazoa; Chordata; Mammalia; Lagomorpha; Ochotonidae. Gene Ontology annotation, biological process: G protein-coupled receptor signaling pathway. Gene Ontology annotation, molecular function: G protein-coupled receptor activity.
CGUGCAGCAUGCUCUGCCUACCCCACGCCACGGUGCGCUGACCAUGAGCCUCAACUCCUCGCUUGGCCACAGAAAGGAGCUGAGUAACCUCACCAAGCAGGAAGCUGGUGAAGGCGACGUCAUCAUCGCAGAAUUCAUCGCCAUCAUCAUCAUCACUGUCUCCGUCUGCCUGGGCAACCUGGUCAUCGUGGUCACCUUGUACAAGAAGUCCUACCUCCUCACCCUCAGCAACAAGUUCGUCUUCAGCCUGACCCUGUCCAACCUGCUGCUGUCCGUGCUGGUGCUGCCCUUCGUGGUGACCAGCUCCGUCCGCAGGGAAUGGAUCUUUGGCGUGGUCUGGUGCAACUUCUCCGCCCUCCUCUACCUGCUCAUCAGCUCGGCCAGCAUGCUCACCCUCGGGGUCAUUGCCAUUGAUCGCUACUAUGCCGUCCUGUACCCAAUGGUGUACCCCAUGAAGAUCACAGGGAACCGGGCCGUCAUGGCGCUCGUCUACAUCUGGCUUCACUCCCUCGUCGGCUGCCUGCCACCGCUGUUUGGCUGGUCAUCUGUGGAGUUUGAUGACUUCAAGUGGAUGUGUGUGGCUGCGUGGCACAGGGAGCCCGGCUAUACCGCCUUCUGGCAGAUCUGGUGUGCCCUGUUCCCCUUUGUGAUCAUGCUCGUGUGUUACGGCUUCAUCUUCCGCGUGGCCAGGGUCAAGGCACGCAAGGUGCACUGUGGCACGGUGGUCAUUGUGGAAGAGGACGCCCAGAGGACUGGAAGGAAAAACUCCAGCACGUCCACCUCUUCUUCUGGCAGCAGGAGGAAUGCUUUUCAGGGCGUGGUCUACUCAGCCAACCAGUGCAAAGCCCUCAUCACCAUCCUGGUGGUCAUCGGGGCCUUCAUGGUCACCUGGGGCCCCUACAUGGUUGUCAUCACCUCUGAGGCUCUCUGGGGCAAGAACUGUGUCUCCCCGACCCUGGAGACCUGGGCCACAUGGCUGUCCUUCACCAGUGCCAUUUGCCACCCCCUCAUCUACGGACUGUGGAAUAAGACGGUGCGCAAAGAACUCCUGGGCAUGUGCUUUGGGGACCGGUACUACCGGGAGCCGUUUGUGCAGCGGCAGAGGACUUCCAGGCUCUUCAGCAUCUCCAACAGGAUCACAGACCUGGGCCUGUCUCCGCACCUCACGGCACUCAUGGCUGGCGGCCAGCCCCUGGGGCACAGCAGCAGCACCGGUGACACUGGCUUCAGCUGUUCCCAGGACUCAGGAACGGAUGUGAUGCUGCUUGAAGACUACCCAUCGGAUGACAACCCCCCGUCCCACGGCCCUUGCCCACCCAAGAGGAGGAGCUCGGUGACAUUUGAGGAUGAAGUGGAACAAAUCAAAGAGGCUGCCAAGAACUCCAUUCUCCACGUGAAAGCCGAAGUGCACAAAUCCUUGGACAGUUAUGCAGCCAGCUUGGCCAAAGCCAUCGAGGCUGAGGCCAAACUCAACUUGUUUGGGGAAGAGGCCUUGCCAGGGGUCCUGUUUGCAGCACGGACCGUCCCGGGGCCUGGCUCUGGGGGCCGCCGGGGCAGCAGAACUCUUGCCAGCCACAGGCUGCAGCUGCAGAGCAUCGAAGAAGGCAACAUCCUAGCCGCAGAACAGAAAUGAAGGCCUCGGGGAGGAGCAGGGCUGCAGCUGGGGUUGCUGACCCCGUGGAGGAAGUCCCCUGCCCGUCUGUGUCAGGGUCCUGGGAGCACAGUGAGCCAGAUGCAAGCAGGGAACAACAUCCUGCGUGGUGGGCUGGAAAUGUCAUCUUCAGGCCAGGACUUGAGUAUCUGCUGUGACACCAAAUGGGGGCUUCUGUGAGGUCCCAGUGACACAACGGGGGGCUUGUACAGUGCAGUAGUAAAAGCAGAAGGAGGUGUGGCUUGUUGGGAGGCGGACACACGGGGGCAGCAGAGAGCACAGGGUUGGAGAGAGACACUGUCCCAUGGGUACAGUUAUGCGCUGUCCCUGAGGCCUUGGUCGCAAACCUGUCCCAGUGCACUGCGGAGGACAGCAUGGUGCUUCUUAACAAUGCAAGUUCAAGUUCAGGCCAUCAGCAUGUUGAUGCAGGCAGCAAGGGGCUGUUGGUUCUA